Messenger RNA from Paraphaeosphaeria sporulosa, 908 nucleotides. RefSeq names its product Prefoldin, subunit 3. The coding region runs from base 63 to 662 and encodes 199 amino acids. The record is from RefSeq and is a predicted model, not a curated record. Gene Ontology annotation, molecular function: tubulin binding. Gene Ontology annotation, biological process: protein folding; tubulin complex assembly; microtubule-based process. Lineage: Eukaryota; Fungi; Ascomycota; Dothideomycetes; Pleosporales; Didymosphaeriaceae. The transcript has 4 exons. Gene Ontology annotation, cellular component: prefoldin complex; cytoplasm.
AGCGAUUCAAUUUGACAGCGUCGAUAUCGCAGCGAUUAUAUUGCGACGUCGCAGCCUUGACAAUGACAACCGCACUGAAGCCAGGCAGCAAAGAUGCGCCCACAAACCCGCGCGGCAUCCCCGUCGCACCCUUCGUCGACCGCGUAGAAGACUAUGUUACCGACCGCUCCGAGGUUGAGAGCACGGUGAACAGCUUCAAGGAGAUGAUAGCAAAAUACCAAUUUAUGGAGCAGAACACCCAGCGGCGGCUUGUUGGGCUCAAGGAUAAAAUCCCAGACAUACAGAAAACGCUGGAGACUGUCCGUUUCCUAAAGGCAAGAAAGGCAGACGCGGAUCCCAUCGAGACGACCUUCGAACUGAACGAUACAUUGUACGCCAAGGCGGAGGUCCCGCCUACCGACGAGGUAUACUUGUGGCUAGGCGCCAACGUCAUGCUGUCAUACCCUAUACCGGAGGCCGAGCAGCUGCUGAAGUCCAAGCUCGACACGGCAAAGAGAAGCCUGGAAACUUGUGAGGAGGACAUGGAAUUCCUACGGGAGCAAAUCACAACGCUGGAAGUGGCAUUUGCGCGAGUGUAUAACUGGGAUGUAGCACAGAGAAGGAAGGAGCGUGAAGCUGGAGAGUCAAUAGAGGACAAGAAGGGUUCGAAAUCGAACGGUUGAGGUGGACAUGAGUGCAUCUGUGUAGCACUUACAAAAGAUAUACCCGUUUGGCAGGCAACGCCACAUCCAUUGAUUGUGUUUCUAUAUGCGCGGUGCUUCGGCAUGACUGGAUGAAAUAUGGCAUUGCCUGAUAUGUAGAUGAUUGAGGUGGAGCUAGAUACUUCCAGAGGGCCCUGGGGGGCGAGACUUGUCACGACGGCAAGCAAGUCACACAUAUGUUUGGAUGCUUCUGUACCACAGAUGGAU